CUACUCACUAGUUAACAUUAUUUAUAUUUAAGUAAAGUGGAGUUUGAAACCACCACCACCAUCGGCUCCGCCACAACCACCACUGCCGCCGAUCAACAUCCGAUGACUCAAGUUAGCAGCGGCCUGCCCUGCGAUGGCGAUGGCCUAUGCAUGGUCUGCAAGACCAAGCCUCCUCCACAUGACACCCUCACUUGCAAGACUUGUAUUACUCCUUGGCAUCUCCCGUGCCUCUCUUCCGACCGGAGGCCGGAAUCCAUGGCCAGUGCUGCUCUCUGGGACUGUCCAGACUGCGACCAGCAAGAACAACAACAACCCGUAUCCUCUCUUGUGCCACCUCCUCGUGCUGAUGCUUCUUCAGCCGAUUUGAUUGCCGCCAUCCGAGCCAUCCAGGCCGACCCUUCUCUCUCCGACCAUGAGAAAGCCAAGCGACGGCAGCAACUGUUGAGCGGAGAAUCAUCCCAUGUCGUUCCCGAUUGUAAUGACGAUGGCGAGAGGAGUAAGAGCAACGAGGUUUUGGAUCUUCUUGACCAGAAGUUGUACUGCUCCAUUUGCAUGCAGCUCCCCGAUAGACCUGUCACGACUCCAUGUGGUCACAAUUUUUGCUUGAAGUGCUUUCAAAAGUGGGUCAGCCAGGGGAAGCACACCUGUGCGAAUUGCCGCAACGCCAUUCCAGCCAAGAUGGCAAGAGAGCCUAGAAUUAAUUCUGCACUUGUCUUUGCUAUUCGAACAGCCAAGAUGUUCAAUUCUAGUGCUCCAGGGGGGCUGCCAAAGGUGGCUCAUUUUAUUCACAAUCAAAGUCGUCCUGACAAAGCAUUUGUCACUGAACGCGCAAAAAAAUCUGGAAAGGCUAAUGCCUGUAGUGGAAAGAUUUUUGUCACAAUUCCUCAUGAUCAUUUUGGACCAAUUCCACCAGAAAACGAUCCUGAAAGGAACCAGGGUGUGAUGGUCGGAGAGACUUGGGAGGAUCGAAUGGAAUGCAGGCAAUGGGGUGCUCACUUUCCUCAUGUUGCUGGAAUUGCUGGACAGUCAGAUUAUGGUGCCCAGUCAGUUGCACUAUCUGGAGGGUACGAGGAUGAUGAAGACCAUGGUGAGUGGUUCCUCUACACUGGAAGUGGAGGAAGAGAUCUUAGUGGCAAUAAAAGGACAAACAAGACACAGUCUUUUGAUCAGAAGUUUGACAAGCUCAAUGAAGCAUUACGGGUCAGUUGUCGUAAAGGCUAUCCAGUUCGAGUUGUGAGAUCCCACAAGGAGAAACGUUCCUCUUAUGCACCAGAGAAAGGAGUAAGAUAUGAUGGAGUUUACAGGAUUGAACAAUGUUGGCGUAAAGUUGGGAAGCAAGGUUUUUUGAUGUGUCGGUAUUUGUUCGUUCGUUGUGAUAAUGAACCUGCUCCGUGGACAAGUGAAUCUCAUGGGGAUCGUCCAAGGCCUCUGCCUAGCAUCAAGGAGUUGAAAGAUGCUCCUGAUAUUACAACAAGAAAGGGAACACCUGCCUGGGAUUAUGAUGAGAAAAGAUGUUGCUGGAUGUGGAAGAAGCCUCCUCCAGACAGUCGAGUCCAAGUUGAUGAUGAUUGUGAUGAAGAGGGAAAUAAAACUAGGAAAGUUAGACGUCAGAAGAAGUUAUCUGUGAAAGAAAGGCUUUUGAAAGAAUUUGGCUGCCUUAUUUGCCACAAAGUGAUGGUCGACCCCCUUACAACACCAUGUGCUCAUAACUUCUGCAAGGCAUGCCUGGAAGGUGCCUUUGCAGGUCAAUCUUUCAUAAGACAGCGGACAUGCGAGGGAAGACGAACUUUACGUGCACAGAAGAAUAUCAUGAAAUGCCCAUCUUGCAAAAAUGACAUAUCUGAAUUCCUUCGGAAUCCCCAGGUAAACAGGGAGUUGAUGGAUGUGAUAGAAUCACUUAAGCAUGAGAUUGAAGAAGACAAUGUGGAGUGUGGUGAACAAAUUGAUGAUUGUAAAGAAGACACAGAAGCAGCGUUAUCUGAAGAUGCUGAUGUUAGAGUUACAAGUCUAGAUUUAAUUGAAGAGGCUGAAGGCACGGAUGCAAAAUUAGAUAUGCUUGCUGGAGAUAAAGAGAAUUGUGAUGUAAAUUCUGGAGGUUUGGAGGUGGUGAAGGAUAAGACUGAAGGCAUUGUUAAAUCUCUUAAUGAUAGUAAAUCCCGGGAAAAGCUGAAGAAAGCCAGCAAUGCUGAGAUAUCACCAAAUAAAUUCAUAGAUAAGUCUGAAGCUGCGAAAAGCAAACUUGCCAAGUCUAAACUGUCUGAAGGCAAGACUAGGAACAAGAGAAAGACUGGUGAUGGUAAUGUCUCAGCCAGUUUGGAUGGUGGUGUGAAGACCAGAAGUAAAAGAAGUAAGGCAGGGCCGGAUGAGGAUAAUUGUGCAUAGUUGCCAUCGCUCGGGGAGUAAUUCUCUUUGGCAUGGUUAGUCUGAUUAAUUUGUAACUCUGUUUUAUCCCUUUGCUGAGUCGUGUACUGGAGAUUUUUUGGGGCUUCGGUGUAAUUUGGAGAAAGCUGGGUUGGGCAAGUUAAGGUGGUUGACUAUUUCUGCGUGUUGGCAAGUUUGGAGACUCAAUGCUGAAAGGUUUUCUGGAGCUACAAUGUACAAUGUUUUGAUGCUUCGCUUCUAUAACUUGUUGGAAGUGAAUGCCUCUUGGUUGGCUUUUGAUGACGGAAUUUUCUCUUAACUGUUCUGUUAACCAACUAUUUGAGCAUUUGAGCAAGGCAAA
Coffea eugenioides is the source of this 2722-nucleotide messenger RNA. Its product is annotated as E3 ubiquitin-protein ligase ORTHRUS 2-like. Lineage: Eukaryota; Viridiplantae; Streptophyta; Magnoliopsida; Gentianales; Rubiaceae. Bases 103 to 2382 code for a protein of 759 amino acids. The transcript is spliced from 9 exons. Gene Ontology annotation, molecular function: ubiquitin protein ligase activity; metal ion binding. The record is from RefSeq and is a predicted model, not a curated record. Gene Ontology annotation, biological process: negative regulation of gene expression via chromosomal CpG island methylation; protein ubiquitination.